AUGUUAAAAAAGAAUAUUUAAUUUAUAGGAAUAUUUGCAAAAGAUCAAUAACUAGCUUAAGAAACUUUAUUCAAUCUAACACAAAAUUCACUUAAUUUAUUAAAUGAAAAAUUUUAAAAUGAUUUAUAGUUAAAAAACAUGCUUUAGCAACUAAAAUAGAAUUAUCAAUUUCCUCCUAGCAUUCAUUUGACAACUUUUUUUGUUGGAAACAAUCCAAAAAAUUUGAAAUCUUAAGCUUUUACAGAUUUUAAAUAAGAUUUAGAAUAGGAUAUUGUUAUUGAUGCAAUUGCAAUAAGUCCAAAUAAUAUUGUGACAGCAAUUUCAAACCAUAAUUAUUAAAUCCCAUUAACAAAUAAAGUAUCUAUCAUAUAUAUAUUAUUAAUUAAAGUAUUCUCAUGUGACUACUUUGCUUGGAUCAUGGAAACCUAAAGACUCCAAUCAAUUAUUGGAUUAAAUCUUUAAAGAAAUUCCCUAUGAAGAAAUGCAACAUUAAGUAUAAGAAAAUAAGUUUUGGAAAAUUUAAUUAUUAUAAGGACAAGUAGCUUAUGUAGUGUAAUUGAAAAAUAAAAUAGUAAUACCUGGAGUAUGUAACAUGCAUUGAAUAU
This is a messenger RNA of Paramecium sonneborni, 605 nucleotides long. NCBI's taxonomy places the organism in Eukaryota, Ciliophora, Oligohymenophorea, Peniculida, Parameciidae. The record is from the annotation of a GenBank genome assembly.